This is a messenger RNA of Lithohypha guttulata, 1437 nucleotides long. RefSeq lists its product as uncharacterized. NCBI's taxonomy places the organism in Eukaryota, Fungi, Ascomycota, Eurotiomycetes, Chaetothyriales, Trichomeriaceae. The record is from RefSeq and is a predicted model, not a curated record. The transcript has a single exon. The coding region runs from base 1 to 1437 and encodes 478 amino acids.
AUGUCGAGCAGCAGUAUUUCAUCGUUGUCAGCCGAGCUUCUAACGCUGAUUGUCAAUUGCUUGGGCUCAGACACAUCAAGCCUUCACAGUCUCUGCUUGGUGUCAAAGGUCUUUAGCAGGCUGGCAACUCCAAACUUAUACACAACCUACCAACAGCCAGAAUCGUGGCCUCCGGAGAAAGCAACACGUUUCAUCUCGUAUGUUCGGACCAUCUUGUCACGGCCUGAUCUGGCGGUCCACGUCAAGCACGUCGCUCUGGGCAAGGCAGAUAGCGAUGAAGGGCUUGUAGACUCCGUGAGCCCUGAUUUUGUGGAUCUUUGUCGCGAUCGGAUCACCUCCCUCUGGUCACCAAAGUUGACUGAGGAGAAAUUUGUGUCAGAAUGGGUUGAAGGCAUCAAGCAAGCGUUGCCAGAAGCGCUUCAGGGAGUUCUGCUCAGCUCUCUGCCCAACAUUGAGAGCCUGUAUUUUGAGGAAGGUUAUCAGCCGAAGCAUCUUUUUCAGGUGCUGGACGCCGUCACUGAGUCAGACCCUUCAGCAAAGCACGUUCCGGCACGGAAACUAAGAUCAGUCCGCACACUUUCUGUAGAAGGAAAAUAUGGGUAUCUCGAUUUUGCCAAGUGCAGCUCCUUCUUUCGUCUGCCAACGUUGAGGAACUUUGAGAUAGGACUGGCGAAUGGAGAAUGGUCAGAGGACAGUGUGUGGAACGUACCGGCACACUCGGCUGCAGUCGAGAAACUGUCAUUUCAAUACUCGGCCCUGACAUGUUGUUGCAUGAGACAGAUCGUCAGGAGCUGUGCAAGUUUGAGGGAGUUUCGCUUCACAUAUGGCCGCAUACAUAUGUAUUCGGUUCAUUUUACACCAAAAGAGUUAUUGGAGGAGCUUCUUGCACAUGCUGCGACUUUAGAGGCUGUUUGGUUGAACUUUGACGAUAACUGGCAGAAGGGUGAAUGGGAAGAAAUACCGACUGAGAGACUGGUACUCGACACCAGUCUCAAGCAGCUGAACAAACUCAAAACGAUGAGUAUCAACAGCCAUGCCCUUCUUGGACAUGGAGUAGAGCCGAUAGAAACUUUUGUGGAACGUACAAACCGACCUUUCGUGCUUGCCAAUCUAGCAGAUAUGCUCCCAGAGUCAAUCGAGUUCCUGGAAAUUAUUGGCUGUACUGAGGUUGCAGUAUUCCCACAGUUGGUCGUCCUUCGCACAGCCCAACGUCAGGGAAGACUGACAAGGGUGAGCACAAUCCGGCUCAUCUGGGCCAACGAAAUCCUCAAGCCUGAUGUGUCGAGAGCUGAUAUAGAACGUUUUGAGAUGCCGGGUGUGCGAAUCGACAACUUGUUCAUGAACGUGAGAGAAAGAGACGCCUCGAUCGACACUGCUGUGGAAAACACCUCGAGCGAGCUGUUUGGAAAAGAUCUUUUCCUACUACAGGGUAGCUAA